This is a messenger RNA of Trifolium pratense (red clover), 702 nucleotides long. RefSeq lists its product as uncharacterized. The record is from RefSeq and is a predicted model, not a curated record. Bases 1 to 702 code for a protein of 233 amino acids. Gene Ontology annotation, molecular function: RNA-DNA hybrid ribonuclease activity; nucleic acid binding. NCBI's taxonomy places the organism in Eukaryota, Viridiplantae, Streptophyta, Magnoliopsida, Fabales, Fabaceae. The transcript has a single exon.
AUGGAGAAGAUUAUUAUAGCUAUCACCUAUGGAAUAUGGUACGCUAGAAACAUGCUAGUUUUUCAGAAUAAGUACUUACCUCCUCAAGACAUCGGCUCCACUGCGUUGAACCAGAUACAGGAAUACCAGCUCCAUGGCUUUGAGCAGCAAAUCCAAAAUCCUUGCGUGAGAACAAAAGAUUGCAAUAACGAUAUAAGCUGGAGUCCACCACCUAGGGGCACCCUGAAGAUCAAUGUGGAUGCUCACCUAAGCAGUGAUGGCCAUUGGUUAACAGGGAUGGUUCUAAGGAGGUCGGAUGGGAGCGCCAUCGGAGUUGCAACUAGGGCUCACAAAGGGAAUGCGGAUGUAAUAACAGGCGAAGCUUUUGGGCUAAUGGAUGCAAUUGAAUGGAUCGAAAGGAUGGGAGAAAGGAAGGUGAUAUUUGAACUUGACGCGCAAAUUGUGGUGAACACUGUUAAAGAAAAGAGUGUGAUUCGCAGGAGCUGGGGAUGUAUCACUCGGCGCUGCAAAACCUUCCUUCAAAACAACCCUAAUUCGUCGAUAGAAUGGGUACCAAGGGUGAAGAAUCGAACUGCUCAUGAAAUUGCAAUUUGGGCCGAAUCAGAACCCAACAAGGAAUGGAUUGAUAACAUCCCACCAUGUAUUCUGCCCUUUAUCCAAAAAGAUAAAGGCAAUAUUACUCCUGUUUCAGUUUUUGAUUAA